ACCAACUCGUUAUUGACUUGCCAUUGACGAUCAAACUAAACCAUAGAUAUACACGACCUUGGACGACACGGAUCAGAUCGGAUGAAAUCAAUAGAGAAUACAGCAUAGACGAAGAACUGAGGACGAACAUACCCUGCAGAGAUCGGGUCGACCGGCUCAUGCAGCAUAUAUCCCUUGGCCACUGAGAAUUGUUUUGAAUGGGACGGGACAUCUAGUUGGGGGACUAUAGAGGUGAUCUUUGGAAUUGACCAUUUUUCUUUGGUUUGAUCAAACAUGGAGGACCCAAAAGAAUUAGGGACAUUGAUCGUUGUCGUGGGCAAAGCGCGCAACUUGCCAAACAAAUCUCGGUUCGGCAAGCAGGACCCAUUUUGUACAGUUCAAUUCUUGGAGGACAAGAAGAGAACUCGGACCAUCAAGCGUGGCGGCCAACAUCCCGAAUGGGAUGACGAACUCCGAUUUACGAUCAUGGAGGAACUAGAGGACAUACUCAAAGUAUCGCGUUCCGAGUCUCUGGCAGACAGUACAGUCUCUUCGUCCGCUUCUCUCGCCUCCGUCGCUGGUCGAGAUUCUCCAGCUGGAGUAACAACGGCUCAGGCUCUCGCCGCCAAGAGUCGAAGACCGUUCACCAAAAAGGGCGGAGGCAAGAAUAUGAGAGUCGCGUGCUAUGCCGAUGAUCCAAAGGAGCCGGAAUUGAUUGGAGAUUGUUAUGUCCAGAUUGAUGAGGUGUUGAAGAAGGGAGAGGUGGAUGAAUGGUACGAAUUCACAUACAAGGAGAAAUAUGUUGGGGAGAUCUAUCUCGAGCUCACUUUCUACUCUAAUGACGCACCUCCCGUCAAGCGUAAUGUCCCAAAACCCGCCGUCCACAAUUAUGGAGGCGCAGGCGUCUUCCAUGAUGGAACGCUGUCGACAAGUUCGUCCCUCAGUGGACGGCUAAGCGCGUCAGGUAGCGCAUCCGGCAUGAACCUCUACAUACCGCCGUACGCGGCUCAACACGCCGUCAGUCCGCCAGCUGCUCACCCUCAAUCUUAUGGUUCCUUUGGUAAUUUGGGUAUACAGCCCGAAGGAAUGAAUGAUCCUAAUCAAGAUUUCGCACCUGGCAUGCCGGGAUCUAUCAUGUCAUCGCCUACGCCUGGUCCUUCAGCGACUAUGUCUUCCUUAGACUCUCUGACCCGCCCCUUCUCUGCCAUGUCAUUUGGUGAAUCGGCGCCUCCUACCCCUCCCAAAACGAUAAAUCCUUCUGCCAGUACGGUCGGCCUGAACCGACACUCACUAGGAGUCAGUGAUGCUCCUUGGGUUGCUCUCCUCCCUCAGACGUCGAAUAGCUCGCCUGCCCCUGUGUCCAGGCCCAUGUCAACGAAUGAUGCUCUUCCAUGGGAGCAAGCCAAACGCUUUGAAGACGAAAGACGCCGAGGUGGAAUGACACCUGUUCCUCGACCUUUGACAGCGCAGAUCAGACCUGGAGACACUAUACCUGCUGCUCUUCAAGCUGGAGUCCCUCCCAUCAGACAUGAACACGCUCACAGCUUUUCAUACUCUGAUCGACCAAUCGUCACUUCUCUGCUACAUGCUUCCUCUCCGUCCCCGGCUCCUUUGGCAGCUUCCGCUCCUCCCAUCGUGCCCAAUGGUGUGCAAUACCAGCACUCACCGUUAUCCUCAUUUGAGCGUGUGGCCUUGGCUCUGAACACAUCAGCCCAAUCAUCACCUCACGGACAGGCUAGUCUCGCAUCCCGACCCCAAUCCCUACACGAUCCUCUUCAGACGCCAAUCGCGCCUUAUCAACCUACGCCACCUCGUCUCGCCCAGGACUAUCCUGCGCCGCCGGGCCCACAGAAUCAUUUCGGGGUCGGUGACUCUCGGACGGAUGCCUAUCAACAGCUAUAUGACCACCUUGAUCCAACUGGAGCCACUACGCCAGCAGCGACAUACUCUCAUCAAAUUCCCUCCAUGCCUCAGACACCGCAACAUCAGAUCAAUCGAUCCUACACUCCCAGUUCUUCUCUACCGGGUUCUGCAACGCAACACACUACCCAGUAUACUCCUCCGCCCAAUCUUACUCCUCCACCUCAGCCUGUUCAACAUGCCACUUCGUCAGGGAGCUAUGUGCCCUGGUAUCAGCAAACUCAAUCCGCCCAGCAGAACGUGCAAGGCGGACCAGUCGCUCCGCCUUAUCCGGAGACAGCUACACCCGGGGGUUUCAGCCAUGUCAACGUCGUACCCCAUCCCGCCUUUGGUCCCCCUCCUGUCCCUGAUUAUCGCCCUGCACCUACGCCUUCAGGCAGCACAGUCGGUCACGGGCAAGGUUAUUAUCCGUCGGAUGAGCUAUACGUCCGGUCAGCAAAUGGAGGCUCUGAGGUGUAUUCUGCAGCACCACCUGUUCGCCCCGGUCCGACACCAUCGCCAGGUCCCUCUCGACAUGUCUCUAGACAUUCGUACCAUGGCUCGCCGUCCACAAUGGGGUAUCAGGUCUCCUCUUAUGCGAGUCAAAGUCCAACACCGCCACCGCCUCAAGGUCCGAGUGCAUUUGAUUCUCUCCAUUCUUUCUCCCCUCCACCCAUCCCUCAGAAUAGACCGAGUGAUUUCGGCCCAUCGGCUAGAGCCCGAACGCCCCUCAACUCAGGACCUGCACAUCCUUCAUCACCUUUUCCGGACUAUCGACCUCCUCAAUCACCAGCUCCUCCUCCGCAAUUACCGUACACACCCUCACCUCAUCAGCCUUAUGCUCAAUCUCAUUCGGCCCCUCCCCUCCCUCCACCCAGAACCCCUUCUCCUCUGCCCCCUCCAAGACCUCAUGAAUUGUAUGCCACUUCGAGCGAGCCUCAGGUACCCAUUAGCACCUUGAACCAUCUUGGGCCUCUUCCACCCGCCAAAUCUCCCCUUAUCAACCAUCAUCAUUCGCUGUCUGCUCCGCCUCAAGAUGUCUUGCCGUCAUCCAAUAGACACAGCUGGAAAUCCUACAUGCAGGCUCUACCAACUACAUCUCCUGCAUCGCUGGCGGCGCACAUCAGUGGACUCUCCGGUGCUCAGGUAUCUACACCGAUUCACGCGUAUCCACCCACGGUGACGUCUAGGUCGGAUGCAAAAGACAUUGCUCAAGUAGCUGGACAAUAUGAUCAAUAUGGUCAAGUGGGUAUGCCAGGAGGCUUCGCGGCUAUUGGAACCCCUCAAGGAAGUAUGGGAAACUCUGCCAAGCCGCCAAAGCCGGAUGGUUGGAGAAGUACGUUACCUGCUCAAGUCAAUGGCCAUCAGUGGAGUGGAUGAGCGACGAAUCGAACAUGGGGGAAUAAAGAGUCAGAAACGUCCGCAUCGUGAAAGGAGCCAUUAUACUAGAUGAGCCCUGCGAGUAAUGCAUUACGCCUGAGCUAAA
Messenger RNA from Kockovaella imperatae, 3364 nucleotides. RefSeq lists its product as hypothetical. Bases 274 to 3258 code for a protein of 994 amino acids. NCBI's taxonomy places the organism in Eukaryota, Fungi, Basidiomycota, Tremellomycetes, Tremellales, Cuniculitremaceae. The transcript has 5 exons. The record is from RefSeq and is a predicted model, not a curated record.